UUCUCUAUAAAUAGGGAAAUAGAGGCAAAGACUCUAAACCAUCAUCACAUUGAGCAUUUUAUCUAAUUCUUCUUUCUAGUUUGCUUUAUUGUGUUAAAGAGCUUCUUAAUACUAGUAAUUAAGAACUCUAAUCCUUUCUUUCAAAGAAAAAAAACUAGUAAUCCAUAUUUGAAUGGCCAUCAAUUUACAAAACCGUAGAUUCGUUAGCUUGGGGAAGGGAUUUUUGAACCAUUUCGGCUAUGCAAGUAGUCAAAGUUCUACGAACUCGACUAUCCUCUCUACCAGGAGGGCAGUACAUGCAUCAGUGUACGACAAGAAUCUGGAGGAAUAUGUGCAGCCUUUUGUGGUGCCAGAUGAAGUGAUCAAGGCAAAAUCGGACAAGUACUGGACUCCUCAUCCUCAUACUGGCGUGUUUGGACCAGCCACUGAUCAUCAUAUAGACAACAGGGAACGCGGUUACAGUAUCAGGCCUGUGAGUGCUAGUGUAGACUCUGUGUUGGAACAGAAGGCCUUCUUCCGCCCCCUCGAGGAUCUUGAGAAGCCAGCCUACAUUUAACUUUCAUAAUAACAUAGUCGUUUCAAGUGCAUGUGUACAAUAACUAUGGUAGUAGCAGCAAGGUUUAGCAAAAGGUGAAAGAUGUUUUGCUGUUGUGUUCUUUGAAUUGGUAACCUUUGAGUUGGAACUGUAGUUUCCUGUGUAAUACUGCUGUCAAAUGGUUAUGAGUAUUGUAUUAUAGUAAUAUGAAACUUUUUAACUUCUAGCAA
This is a messenger RNA of Solanum dulcamara, 765 nucleotides long. RefSeq names its product late embryogenesis abundant protein At5g17165-like. The record is from RefSeq and is a predicted model, not a curated record. The coding region runs from base 173 to 556 and encodes 127 amino acids. Lineage: Eukaryota; Viridiplantae; Streptophyta; Magnoliopsida; Solanales; Solanaceae. The transcript is spliced from 2 exons.